Poeciliopsis prolifica (blackstripe livebearer) is the source of this 7566-nucleotide messenger RNA. RefSeq names its product 5'-3' exoribonuclease 1 (gene xrn1). The transcript is spliced from 41 exons. Gene Ontology annotation, cellular component: nucleus. Gene Ontology annotation, molecular function: RNA binding; 5'-3' RNA exonuclease activity. Gene Ontology annotation, biological process: rRNA catabolic process; nuclear-transcribed mRNA catabolic process. The record is from RefSeq and is a predicted model, not a curated record. Lineage: Eukaryota; Metazoa; Chordata; Actinopteri; Cyprinodontiformes; Poeciliidae. The coding region runs from base 166 to 5307 and encodes 1713 amino acids.
CUACGGACAACAAGCUAGUUAGCGGCCGUUGGAAACAAAACAGCGAGUUUUACUGACUCUUUAUCAAACCUUCACUCUGUUUGGUCGGGUUCGUGCCUAAACGGCUCGUUUCCAGUUUCGACUGUUUGCCGUGCUCAUACAAAAGCUCAAAGUCUGCUAGUAGAGAUGGGGGUGCCGAAAUUUUACCGCUGGAUUUCUGAACGCUAUCCUUGUCUCAGUGAAGUUGUCAAAGAACACAAGAUUCCAGAGUUCGACAACCUUUAUCUGGACAUGAAUGGCAUCAUCCACCAGUGCUCUCACCCGAAUGAUGAAGAUGUCCAUUUUCGCAUAUCUGAGGAGAAGAUCUUUGCAGACAUUUUCCAUUACCUGGAGGUACUGUUUCGGAUCAUCAAGCCACGCAAGGUCUUCUUCAUGGCUGUGGACGGUGUGGCACCAAGGGCAAAGAUGAAUCAGCAAAGAGGACGCAGAUUCAGGUCCGCCAAAGAAGCAGAGGAGAAGAUUAAAAAAGCGCUGGACAAAGGAGAGGUUCUUCCAACAGAAGCUCGCUUCGACUCCAACUGUAUCACUCCUGGAACUGAUUUCAUGGCGAGACUACAGGAACAGCUCAAGUACUUUGUCCACAACAAGGUGUCUACAGACAAACUGUGGCAAAACGUCAAAGUCUUCUUGUCGGGUCAUGAGACACCGGGUGAAGGAGAACAUAAGAUCAUGGAGUUUAUCCGUUCUGAGAACGCCAAACCGAAUCAUGAUCCCAACACCCGACACUGCCUGUAUGGCCUGGAUGCUGACCUGAUCAUGUUGGGCUUAACCAGUCAUGAGCAUAAUUUCUCCCUGCUCAGAGAGGAAGUCCGCUUUGGAGGAAAAAAAUCCCAGAAAAGAAUAACGGCUCCAGAGGAGACAACUUUUCACCUGCUGCAUCUGUCUCUGAUGAGGGAGUACAUCGACUAUGAGUUCUCAGAGCUAAAGCGUCAUAUGGGUUCUGAUUAUGAUCUGGAGCGAAUAAUAGACGACUGGAUAUUAAUGGGGUUCCUCGUAGGAAAUGAUUUCAUCCCUCACCUCCCUCAUCUUCACAUUAAUCAUGAUGCUUUGCCGUUGCUGUACAAAACUUACGUCAGUGUACUACCCGGCCUGGGGGGCUACCUGAAUGAGAAUGGCUAUUUAAACCUCAGAAAUUUUGAGAAAUACCUGGAGAAACUUUCUGAGUUUGACCGGGAACACUUUAGCGAAGUGUUUGUUGACUUGAAGUGGUUCGAGAGUAAAGUCGGCAACAAAUAUCUGAACGAGUCGGCCGGUCUGGCAGCCGAGCAGGAAGCGGUGAUCCGAGCUGGGAGAAAGACAGAGGACACUUCUAUUCAUCUCACCACCUUGACCUCACCGGAAAAAGUGGCUGAACAAGAAAAAAAAGACAUGGCAGAUGAUGUUGAGGAGGAGGAAGAGGAAGAUGAGAUGUUUGAAACAGAGUUCAGACAAUACAAACGGACAUACUAUAUGACCAAGAUGGGCGUGGAUGUGGUCUCUGAUGAAUUUCUCGCCAAGCAAGCCAAAUGCUAUGUGGAAGGCAUCCAGUGGAUUCUUCACUACUACUACCACGGUGUUCAGUCAUGGAGCUGGUACUAUCCUUUCCACUAUGCCCCGUUUUUGUCUGACAUCCGAAACAUAUCAGAGUUGAAGCUGACCUUUGACCUCGGGAAACCCUUCAUGCCUUUCCAGCAGCUGCUUGCUGUCCUGCCUGCUGCCAGCAAGGAGCUGCUCCCAGAGAGCUACAGGGACUUGAUGACCAGUCCAAACUCUCCCAUUAUCGAAUACUAUCCUCUUGACUUCAAAACUGACCUCAAUGGAAAGCAGCAGGAGUGGGAAGCUGUGGUGCUCAUUCCGUUCAUAGACGAGACGUGCCUUUUAGCAGCUAUGGAGCCUUUCAGUUCCAAACUGACGAAGGAAGAGAAGGCCAGGAACCGGCACUCGGAGUGCGGCUUGUACUCCUACGACCCAGACAUUGACUUCACAUACGCCUCCUCCCUGCCGCAGCUCUUCCCAAACAUCGUCCAUUGUCAUGUCAGGGAAGUCCAGAUCCCCAUGGAUGCCUGGCAUGUGCCAUCAGACCACGUCAGCAAGCGCGUUGACCGCUCGACUUUAUACUUCUGUGGUUUCCCCACUCUGCACCACAUCAAGCACAAGUUUUAUAAGAAGAAGAGCGGAGUGGUCGUGUUCCAGCAGAGCAGCAGAGGAGAAAACAUGAUUCUGGACAUCCUUCCUAGUCAGGAUGGGGAAACGAUAUGUGAUCAUGUUGCUGCAGACCUUUUGGGGAAGCCCGUGUUUGUCAACUGGCCCCAUCUAGAGGAAGCUCGUGUUAUUGCGGUGUCGGAUGGCGAAACCAAAUUUGCUAUAGAGGAGCCUCCUGGAGUCCAACAAGUGUAUGACAGGCCGUCCAGUCCUCCACCCACUAAAGUAACUUAUCUGUCUGACAAAGAGCAGAAGGACUGGGUGAAGGAUGUCCAGGGAAUCACUGAACACUUCUUCAAGAGGAAAGGCAUCGCAGUGAACGAGACAACCGUGCUUUUGUACGGUCAGAUGCUGACAGGAAGGAAGUAUGUCCCUAAAGCCAGUGGAGUGGUGGAGCUGGAAAAACAGUGGGCCAAGCAGGUUCUCCCAUUCGCCUACCAGACUGUGGUUAAGGACAUCAAGGCCUUUUACUCAUCUCUGACCUGCUUUAAGAGUUUGGAUGAACUUUUUCCUCCGUCAACGACAGUCUUCAUGGUGGGAAGCCCUUACUAUGGUGCCAUGGGAGAGGUUCAAGACUCCCAAGAUGUCAUCAAAGACGGUCGGAUACGAGUGGUUUUCAGUGUGCCUCAUGAGCCGCAGCUGGAACACUUGAUCCAGAAUCAGCAUAAAUACUCGGUCAAGUACUGCCCAGGCUACGUCCUGGCUUCCCGCCUCGGCGUCAGCGGCUACCUCGUCUCCCGCUUCUCAGGAAGCAUCUUCAUCGGCCGAGGCUCCAAGAAGAAUCCAUGCGGGGAGCAGAGAGCUAACGUCGGGCUUAACUUGAAGUUCAACAAGAAGAACGAGGAGGUUCCUGGGUACACCAAGAGAACGGAGAAAGAGUGGCUCUACUCUGCUGCUGUGGAGGAGCUGCUUGCUGAAUACCUGGACAGAUUUUCUGAAGUUUUUGAUGCAGUGUCCAGAAACAGUCACGACGACGUGUUCUACGAAGACGACAUCUGGCCGGGAGAGGAUCAGAACGGGGCGGAGAAGGUGGCUGAAAUCACCUCCUGGUUGAAAAGUCAUCCAGUCAGCUCCACCAGCAGGACGUCAUGCGACCUCCAGGUUCUGGACUCUGCCAUUGUGGAGAAGAUCGAGGAAGCCGUGGAAAAGACCAAGGUGAAGAAGAGCACCAAGAAAGUCCGCGUGACGGUCAAGCCUCAUCUCCUGUUUCGGCCCCUGGAGCAGCAGCAGGGCGUGGUCCCAGACCCCGAGGCCGAGUACCGGCUGUUUGACAGAGUCGUCAACAUCAGGGAGAGCUUCACCGUCCCGCUGGGACACAGAGGGACGAUCAUUGGCAUUAAAGGAGCGGACCGCGAGGCUGAGGUUCUCUAUGAGGUCCUGUUUGAUGAGGAAUUUGCUGGAGGUCUUAACAUCAGGUGUACCUCCCCCCGCGGUUACCGCCUCCCUCCCUGCGCUCUCAUCAACUUGUCCCACGGCACCCGGCUGGACCACGGCUCCCACAAACUCACCGCCAUCGUCAAACCGCAGCCAUCCACCAGCGCCAACUUCAGCAUGCAGCGCCUGGCGGGCCUGAAUCACUCGCCCCGCUCACCCUUUGUGCCCACACAGCACAACAAGAACGCCGUGGCGUCUCAGGGUAACAAAACCCCAUCUAAAGGUCCCAAUCAGAAACAACAAGCUAAGUCUAAAGAGGAGUACAACAACGUGUGGCAAUUGCUCCAGAAGAACGGCCCUCCCAGCCAACCUCCAGCUCACUGGCACAAUGAUGGAGCAGCUUUACAACAAGGAAAGAAUCAGCGUUCCAGUAAAGCUGCUCCCGUCGGUGGCAUCAGACUAUUAAAGAAAAAUGAAGACCUCAACUCCUUUUUCCCUCCAAAGAACACAGCUACUAAGGGCACCACUGAGUUUGAGGAUCUUAUUGCAAACCUAAAGAUUUCCCAGGGUAACCAGCAAACGCCACCGCCUCCUGCCCCUCUGGAGGAACCCAGCAACCAGUCAGAUGGUCCGUUGUCCCCCCAGUCCUUCGCCAUGAAAGGAACCCUGGUUCUGAAGGAGAUGCUGAAGAUUGAUGGCGCCGGAAAAGGAAGCCCAACAUCCCAGGAGUCGAUAGACAGUGCGCCCCCUGCUGGCCAGCAGCAGAACAGAAAGCGAUCGAGCAAGAAGCUGGCUGCAAAAAUAAACAACCCUCCUGGGGAAUCGGUCACGCUGGCCUCUCCAGCGCCGGCUGCCUCUGCUCACGCUGCCCUGGGUGGGAAGGUGUCGGAGCUGGCUUGUUUCUGCGUGGGCGUGGGCAUGGCCCCUCCUGACUUCAGCUUUAUUCGCAACCGACAGGGUCCGGUAGUGUGUCAGGUGAAGCUGUCCAACGGGUUAAUGAUUCACGGACCUCAGUGUCAGUCAGAAAACGAAGCCAAGGAGAAAGCUGCCUUCUUUGCCCUCCAAAGACUGAACUCUCUGGGCUCCGGGUUCCCCCUCCCUCCUCAUCUAUAUCCGGGGAUAGCUCAGAUGCAGCCGCUGCCAAUGGGAGCCAUGUCACCAGUCUUCAGCCAGCAAGGCGGUUUGCUGCUGCCCUCUCAGGGCUUCGGCCCCUCCCCCCUGUGGGGAAUGACCCUGCCUCCCCACCACCACCCCACCCAGCCGUUCUACGCAGCAGCCGGAACCUUCCCCGGCGCCGUCCACACGCCGUCUCCCAACCCUCUACACAUUGGCUCACACAACCAGUUCGUCCCCUUACAGGUGACUAAAAAACGAGCAUCGGCCAACAAGAAGAACCAGGAAACCAGAGAGUUUUACAGCGCCGCCCAAACUGUUGCCAAGAACCAAUCCCUGAAAGCCCAGAGCUCUGCUCAGUCCCAACAUCAGAACCAAUCACAGGGCAGCAAACCACACCAGCCACACACACAGCAGGCCAACAGCGACCCCUCCUCGUCCAGCCCCGGCCCGGCCGACGGCGUCUCCACGAAGUCCGCGGUCCAGCACGCGCCUCCCAGACAGAGCGCGGCCCCUGCAGGCCACGCCCCUAGCUCCGCCUCCAAGAGGAAGCACAGGAAGUUGGCUGUUAACUUUGAGGCAACUAAAGUGUCAGAGUGAGCUGGGUCUGUGUUUCUGUAUACUGGAGGAGGGAGGAAAAAACAUAUUUUUUCUUAAGUUGUUUCUCUGAAUCAAAAGCUCAUCAUCGUCUCUCUGCCAUUUCAGAACAGAAAGUGGGUUAUGGAUUUUUUUUUUUUCCUUUUAAAUCCAAUCCAGAUGAAAUCAGUGCUGCAAGACGCCUUUAAAGCUUAGAUAUGCCCUCCAUGUUUUAAGCUAACAGGCAGCUGAGCAGAUCUUUUAAUGCAAUUGUGGGAUUUCUUUAUAUAAGUAAGAUGGCAUUGAGGAUCAGUUUCACCUCACAUGUUGGACUGAGCAGAAUUUGUUUUCAUAUGAACAUAUUAGGAAUGUGCGGCACAACUGAAGAGGAAAGAAUCAUUACACAGGAUUUUUUUGUUGUUGUUGUAAAUUGUAAAUAUUUCAAACAGAUUUGGGUUUAUCAAAAUACUCAUCCAAACAUCUGAAGCGACAGUUCAACCUGAGGUUUGUCUAAAAAAAAAAAAAAAAGCAUCCUGGAGAUCUAGUUGUAGGUUUUUAAAAGGGCAUUAAAAUAUUUUCUUUGCUCUUUUAAGGUGAGGUGCACUUUAAUGUUUUUUUUAAUGGCAUUUUUAAAGUGAUAAAACCCAUUUAAUUUCAUGAUUGUAACUGCAAUUAAUUGAUUUCUCUCUGGGGGCAAAUUUACAGAAAGAUCUCUAAGGUAAAACACUGCCUUAACAAUGUAAAACAAAAAGAUAUGCAUUUUAGUCGACACAAAACAUUUUUACUAGUUUUAUUUCGUCCUGUUGAGAUUUGGGCAUUUUGUAAUUUCGUAUUUUCUUUAACAAGACACUGAUUUUUUUAUUCGACCUGCUUUGAACGCCCAGGGCCACAAUUUAAUACAGUAAAUAAAUAAAUCUUUAAAUAAUUUUUAUUUUGUUUUAUAAUUGAAGGUCCGGGAUAAUGAGUUGCAUUUCAUAAAACAAAACAUACGCUCCUAAUUAUUUAAAUGUGUAAAACACAAAUAAAAUGAAAAAAAUGCAUAUUUAAAUGUGAAAUUGAUGUUAAAGUUAUGAUAUUUCUCUAGUUCAUUGUUCCAGUCUGAUAUAACGCUAAUGUACCAUUUCAUUGGUUCAUCUUCACAACAUGUCAGAUUAUAUCGUGAAAAGCACUGGUUGCCCCCCAACUGCCCUUAAAGUCAUAAUGUUUAAGUUUGCAACCAGAAAUAAUUAAAUAUUACGUCCUUUUUGUAAAUAUUGUUACAAACGGCAUGUUGGAUUUACAUUCAGUAAGUUAUUUCUAUAGAUGAUUUCAAAUUUAAAGGACAUGCUAUUAUUUAAUGAUUUAUCAAGCUUGUAAAUUGUGGCACAUUUGGGCUUCCAUAGAGAGAGCCUGACUUAAAUGUGCUCCAGUGAAACGAGGGUUUUCCCACUUGGUCCUCUUCACCGUUCUGCAUCCUUGGGGGGUCAGGGGUCGAUCGCAUCAGCCCUGCCGCAGGUCGCAGCGCGCUUUUAAUCCCGUCGGUUCAGGGAAAUCUCCAGCAAACAAACCCGGAUCGUUUUUCUCAGGGACCUCAGAUCUCGGCUCGGAUUUUCUCCGCUGCUUUUCCUGGCAGUUUUGCCCCCCCAUCUCUGUCUAUCGUUUAGUUUUUCUGAUUUUUGCAGAGAUCUUCAGUUUCUUCCUUUCUUUCUUCUUCUCUUUCUUUCUUUUGUUCUUUCCUUCUUUCUCUCUUUCGUUCUCUAUCUGUCUUUCUUUCUUUCCUUCUUUCUUUCUCUUUCUUUCCUUUCUAGCUGUAGAGGAGCUUAAGGCUUGGAUAAGCACGCUAGAUCUGGGUUCAUUCAGAGAUGUUUCAAAAUUUGUCUUUAGGUUCAUUUUUAAGCUUUAAAAUCAUUUUUAAACUUUAUACUUUAACACUGCCAAAAAAAAAAAAACUAAACAUGAAAAAAAAUGUAAAUCAUCCUGUCGUGAGUACAGACUGCUACGUUGUCUCACUUAUUUUUUUUUUUGUCAUUUCAUUUUUGCCUCCGUUAGAAUUGUUCACUACAAAACCAAAAAUAUUGUUUCACUAUUAAUCUGACUUUACUCAGCUGCAAACAAAAACCUGUUGAAAUGGAUCAGUUCAUGCAUUGUUGCCGAGUGACGAUUUAUUUUAUCGAGGUGUUGAACCUUAGGAUGAUUUUAUCCCUGAUGAUUUGGGUUAACAUAAAACAAAAAAAAACAUUUGUGUGUCCGUUUUCCUAGAGGUUUUAAUUUGACUUUAAUUGCUGUUUUGUAUAUAUAUAUAUA